This is a messenger RNA of Diabrotica virgifera virgifera (western corn rootworm), 2486 nucleotides long. It is a transcript of the gene NC2alpha, whose product is annotated as dr1-associated corepressor. Lineage: Eukaryota; Metazoa; Arthropoda; Insecta; Coleoptera; Chrysomelidae. The record is from RefSeq and is a predicted model, not a curated record. Bases 103 to 888 code for a protein of 261 amino acids. Gene Ontology annotation, molecular function: protein heterodimerization activity; transcription coactivator activity; transcription corepressor activity. Gene Ontology annotation, cellular component: nucleus; negative cofactor 2 complex. Gene Ontology annotation, biological process: negative regulation of transcription by RNA polymerase II; transcription by RNA polymerase II; positive regulation of transcription by RNA polymerase II. The transcript has 5 exons.
GUCUAUAUAAUGGAGUACCAACAAUUAAAAAUUAAAAUUUCUAAAUUAUAACCUAGUGUAUGCUUGUUGACAUUAAAUUUAGUCCUUAAAUUUAAUAUAAAUAUGCCAUCAAAAAAGAAAAAAUAUAAUGCAAGAUUUCCAGCUGGAAGAAUAAAAAAAAUUAUGCAAACAGAUGAAGAAGUUGGAAAAGUGGCACAAGCAGUACCAGUAAUAAUCUCUAGAACAUUAGAGUUGUUCGUCGAGUCUCUUUUAACGAAAUCAAUGCAGAUAACACAAGCAAGAAACGCAAAAACAUUGACUCCGUCCCAUAUGAAACAGUGUAUUUUGUCAGAAAGUCGUUUUGAUUUUCUAAAAGACUUAGUUAAGAACAUCCCCGAUGCAAGCAUACAAGAAGAUAAUGAAAAUAAUGCGCUGUUUGAGGAAGGUUCUCUCCGAGGAGAAGAGGUUGUCGAUGAACCGAGUCCAAGUUUACCCAGUAGUGCUAGUAGUAGGGCUAGAUCGUCGAGGGGAAGUACCCACGAACGAAAUGUUCCUCAAACUGAUGUCUACGUCCCUACUCAUUCUCACACAGCCUUGAAUGAACAAAGUACCUCCACAAGCAGAACGCCUGUGAUUCAAUACGGCCCAAAAGUAGUAAAUGCGGAGAAUAGCAAGAUAAAUUUUUCUGUGACUAAUUUAUUAAAACCAGACGAACCAAAAUUGCAUGUAACAAUAGCUUCUGAAGAGUUGGCGGGAGUUCCACAACUUCUACCCACAAGCAGAUCUUCUAGCAGUUUACCACCUAGAGUAAAUCCUAAUGAUAUUGUACCUCCUUUAGUACCCAUUUCCCGCUACAGUCAAAACUCCAGCGAUAAUAAUUUAUAUAUUGAUGAAGAAUAUGAUAACUGAAGCAGGUUUUGCGCUUUGGUUCCUGAAUGGUGGUGUCCAAUUUUUGUAUGGAUAAUUGUAAAAAUAUGAAGAAAAACUCUAGUAGUGAAAUAUCUCUGCGUGAGAUAUAAUAUGUACAAUACGUGUUUAAUAUUAAUUCAGGCUUUGGGCUCAAAAUGAAAAAAAAUUUCUUUUGUAUUUUUAUAAGAAAAACUCAUUGUUAUUUGUCAGUAUUAUGUAUGAAAUCUUCUUUUUAUUUUUUAUAAGCAGUUACAUCACGGUUACAUUUAUUGUAUACAUAUUUUGUUUUUAUAGGCAGUUUAAAUGUUGUUGAUUGUCAUUUAGAAUCCUUUUAAAUCCAAUUGUGUUAGUUGCAUAUGGUAUUGUCGAAAGGUCAACCCUUGUUUAAAAGGUCAAAGUAGCCCAGUUCAGGAUGACAAUAAGUUAAUCAAUCACCAUCAUCAGAUGGCGCUACAGUCAGUCAUGAGUCUUGGUCUUCCUGAAAACAUUCACCCCUGGCAAUGUUUAUGUCUCCAUUUCCUCGCUCCAAUAUCUGCUAACCUUUCUCCACCUCGUUCAAAUACCUGAGCUUAGGUCGUUCCCUUUUUCCGACCGGCUUAUUUUUCACGGUUAUUUAGCAGAGUAAUUUCCGUUCGUCCAUCCGCAUCACUUAUUUUAGGCGCUUGAUGUUGAUGAUUUUAACAAUAUCUGUAUCAACAAGAAGUCUAUAGGGUUCAAAAUUGUAUCGCCUUUUCUCAAUACUUUUCUUCUACAGAUUCAUAGCAGCUCUUCAUCUCUCAUCGCCAUUGUCCAUAUUUGUAUUUUGUUGCCUUGACACUUAGUUGAGAGAGACUAGCCCAAAGUAGCAGCAGUUAGCUACGCAUAUUCCCUUUCCUAUUUCUUUGGAUAAUUAUUUUUUGCAGUCCAUCAAUGAGCUUAUUUAGCAGAAUUAUUUCACUAUUUAAAUAGUUUCAUGGUGUAUCUCAAGUUAUUGGGUUAUAUUAUUAAUAUUGCCGGUUUUUACAGUUGAGUCCGGGAAUCUUUACCCGUGCGUCAUCAUUUAAAGCAUACGAACUGCUGUUGCGGACUUGCUGUUGCGUUUAGUAAAUUUCAAUUUCCGACUUAUCAUCGACUUAUUUCGUAUGCUUUAAAUGAUGACGCACGAGUAAAGAUUCCCGGACUCAACUGUAUGUACUUUUCUGUCUGUUAACCAUAAAUUCAAUGUUUCCUGUAGUAUUAUUGAUACGCAUGAAAGCCUUAACUGCUUCAUCUCGAUUUUCCGAUUAUCACGAUAUCAUCAGCAUUGGUCAUUAUUUGUAGCAUUCGGGUAUAUAUCGUACCAUUAAAAUUUAUGCCUGUAUCUCUCAUAGCAUAAUGACGUUCAUGAUUUGCCUGGCGAAGUCAAGACAAUAAUUUAAUUUAAAUAAAAAUUAACGAUAUCGAUUUACUAAUUAAAAUAUCUAAUACCUAACUAUUUUUUCAUUUUGAGUCUAUUAUAAUUAUUGCCUGAAGAUUUGUAAUAUAAGCAAUAAUUUUCAUUCUGAAUACCAUACAGUUUAUUUAAAACAUUGUAAAUUAGUUAUUACACACAUCUGACAAAUAAAUACCUGGAUAAUUAA